Messenger RNA from Erpetoichthys calabaricus (reedfish), 4792 nucleotides. RefSeq names its product M-phase phosphoprotein 9. The record is from RefSeq and is a predicted model, not a curated record. Lineage: Eukaryota; Metazoa; Chordata; Cladistia; Polypteriformes; Polypteridae. Gene Ontology annotation, cellular component: centriole. The transcript is spliced from 24 exons. Bases 145 to 3819 code for a protein of 1224 amino acids.
GGGCGUUCCCUUCCCGCCCCAACCGCCGAUUAAUGGUCAAACGGUAAACUGUAAGAGCAGCGUCUUGUGGGCUCGCUGUGUAAAUACAAAUAUGGGACAAAUGGAAAGGCAUCCAGUGUACAGUAACAACAAGGGAACAUAAGCAUGUCAACUGGUGACAGCCUCUCAGAAGAAGUGUCCAGUUCAGCUGUCUUAAACAAUGAAAAUGCUGAGUCAAGUGGCACGAAAGAAAGUGAAAUAUCUGUGGGCAUAUCAGAGGGAAGCCAUUCUGAUCAACAGGAAACGGAUAUUGAGGAAAUUAACGCUGAGUUCACAAAUACGGCGAAAGAGUACCUGGGGGACACCCCUGAUUCCUUAAAGAGUAAAGACCACGAGACAUCCAUUUGCUACAGUCCCUCUAAAAGCAGAUAUUUAGAUGGUUGUCUAGAAGAUUCUUUUAGCUCAGGGAGAAAUCUGCCUUCAAUUAAUCCUACUUCAACUGAAACACUGGCUUCCCUUGUUAAUGAAAUCCAGCGUACUGGGGAUUCUGACGCAGAAGUAUUGAGAAAUUGUGAGACCAGAUGGUUACAGCUAUUUCAGUUGGUUGAGAAGCAGUUUCAGGAUCAAAUUUUAGCACAGCAAGAACAAUACCAGUGCCAAAUUCAGCUCAUACAGGAUGAAAUUAAAGCUUUAGUUCAGUUACAGAAGAAGCAGUCUGUACAUCACAAUACUGAUGUGCCACUUGAAAACACAUCUGAUAAUUCUGCUCUAACUGCUGUUCAUAAUGGGUGCCAUCCAGGACCUUUUUUACUGCACAAACAGACGUCUGUUACAUCCAACCACGGUGAAGCAGAUAGACACCACAUGUUUACAGAUAAUGUGGAAGACUCUACUGGUAGUGUUUUGCUGAGCAGUGGCUAUGGGACACUAUCUGCCUCUGAACAAAGUUUUACCAAAUGUGGAGACUCCAGUAUUAAAGAGAAUAUAUUGAUGGGAAAAGAUGCAGAGCAUUCAUUUAAUCACUUGAGAAAUAAUACUUGUGAAGAGAAUGCUCUUGAACCAUUGAAUGAAUUGGAAAAAGAAACAAGAAAUGUUUUAUUUCCAGACACUAUGCGUACAAACUCGAAUGCAUCAAGUGAUCAAAGAAAAAUCAAUAGUGAACAGUUAACAUCUUGGGCCCAGAAACUAAAGAUGAAAAAGACAAAAUCUAAUACACCUGGAAAGGAAGAUAGUCAGGAGAAGCAUGCUGUAACACCUGAUCAUCUUCACCCCAGGCCUUGUGGACAGUCAUCCCAAUCUUAUCUACGAAAGCAAAGUGACAGUCCUAGUUCUGUGGUGUCUGAUGUUUCAGGUCUAACAUAUUGGAGGAUAGAAGAAAAUGAAAUGUUUCACCUAUUGCCAGAGAAUUUAGUUUCUGGGGCUUAUUUUGCCUUAAAGGAUCAAUCAAUAAACAUGAUCCUGCCUGAUGGUAAAAGGUUACCUGCUUCACUUAAAGAAAUUUAUGAGCUGAAACAGAAGAAUGCCAAUCUUAAUGAUUGGGAGUCUGUAUCAUCUCGGUCAAACUCAAGGCAAUCUGCUCCUCAGGUUUUGACUUUGGAUCCCACACUUCACAUGAAGCCAUCUGAAGAAAACCUUGCAUUUUGCACACAUUCCAGUUUUGGUUCUCCUUUUCAUGAAGAACUGAGGUCUUCCACAAAUGUAAAUUUUUCAGUUAAACCAGGCAUCAUUGGAGAAGACAUUCCUAAAAGCCAUAAUGCCUAUGAUGUCAAUGCAAAUAAUUUACCAGUUACCCAGUUAAAUAGCUUCCAGAAACAUUCAUUACAAACAAAUGCUUUAAAAAGCAAAACAUGGAACCUUCAUACUACCUCUCAAAAUUCAUCAUGCACAAAUGCAAAAUAUCCAGCUUUCUGUGGCAGCAUUCAGAGUGACAGUUUAUCUCAAACAGAAGAGGAGGGAAGCUGUUCAUUACCAACACCCUUACCUAGAGGGCAGACAAUUCGGUCCCGUCAUACCAGUGGAGCUGAAUGUUCACAAGAACAAACUGUGUCGAUGUCUUCAGUGGACGAUCCUGUGGUUUUAUCGUUAGUUAGGCAGAACCUGAGAGAGAAGCAUUCCCGCCAUAUUGCAGAUCUUCGGGCUUACUAUGAAUCCGAAAUCAGUGGUCUAAAACAGCAGCUUGCAGCUGUCAGCAGAACUGCAAACUCAAAUGUAGCUGAAAUUACGAAUCAAAAUCUGCUAGAAAGGUGCAACCAUCUGGAAAGAGCCCUUACUGAGGCAAGCAGUCGUAUAAAAGACCUAGAAGAUAAUAAUAAUCUAUUAAAACAGCAGCUGGCAGAUUGGCCAGAUCGCUAUGAUACCGCCAGCACCACAGCUACAGUGCUUCAGCAGCGUCUUGAUGAAAUGAAAAACAGUAACAAUGAUAAAGAUAAUAUUAUUUCCCGACUGAAGUCAAGACUUAAGGCACAGGAGGAAAACUUCCAGAAUGUUUACAAACUAUCAGAUGAUAAAGAGGCUAGAAUGAAAAAAGAGCACAAAAUGUUGCAGGAUAUCUUGUCAGAAUAUGAAUCUCUUGGAAAGGAACAUGAACGGGUUAAGGAUACAUUAGUUACAACUGAGAACAAACUGUUUGAUGCAAAUACAGACAUUUCUGAUUUAAGGAGAAUUAUUUCAAAAAUGGAAGCUCAGAUCAAACAGCUUCAGCAUGAAAACACACUUCGAUUUCGUCACGCAGGUCAUUCACAGUCUUUGGGAGUUGGGUUAUUCCACUAUCCUGAAACCUAUCCUACUCCGGGCAAACCACCAAUUGAAACUGAUGUUGCCAAAAGAAAAUGCUUGAGUCCAGCAGCUAAUUAUUCUAUUUUCACUGGCCAACCCGUGGGAAAAUCCACUUUAGAAAAUGAUCCUAGGAGCUAUUCUCCCCCAGAGAAGGACUGUCCACAGAAGGAAGAUGUUUCAGUGAAGGAGACAUGCAAUACUGAAAGCGCUGUUGCUCCUAUGAUGAAAGCUCUCAUUGAACUUGACAAAACCAAAGCAACAGAGGGUCGUGCUCUUUGGAAAUUAGACACAAGAGAUUCAAGUGGGAGACAAACUAUUAGUUUCAAUGACAGAGACAACGUCGAGAAAAAUACUGUGACAAACACUCAGAGAAAUUUGUCUCCAGAUGGGCAUAGAUCUUCGUCUCUUCCCCCUUCAAACAGAAAAUCAACACCUUGUUCAACUCCAACUAAAAGAGAAACAAUGAUCUCACCGAUAUCUGCCAAGUCCAGUCCAAAAAGAUGUCCAACCGAAAAUUUUUCACCUGGUUUCAACCACCUUUGUGGAAGAUCUGACAUGCGAUCAGAUGAGAGGGAAUCUUCUUCACCCACUCAAAGCUACAGUCCCAGGAAAAGGCUUCAGUUCAUUCCACUAGAAGAACCAGAAUUAAAAUGUCAUACAAGUAAUUUGGGAGCACACCUUGACAGCCGUACAGAAAUGGCCUUAAAAGCAGUAAAGCAAGGAAUGGUCAUUGGUCGUCCAACAUGGGAAAAUAGGCGCAAUGGGAUUCAAACCAAAAACUCUAUUCCUGUGUUAAUUCCACCUUAUGACACAGACUUGAGUUGCAAAUCAAGAAUGGAUUCACUAACAGAAACAGAACGAUGUUUUGAUGAGCUUACCCGAGAGAAACAACAGAUUGAAGCAGCAUUAAGUCGUAUGCCAGGAUCUGGAGGACGACUCACCUUGCAGGCACGAUUGGAUCGGGAAGCUCUAGAAAAUCGUUUAGAGAAGAUUAAUCAAGAACUGGGAUCAAUCCGCAUGACAUUAAAGAAAUUUCAUGUUUUACGGACCUCUGCAAAUAUAUAAAUAUUUUAUAUGGAUUUUGUUUAGAAAUUGCACUAUGUAUUUUUUUACUUGAUUAUUGAAGCUAUAAGAAAUGUAUGUUGCAUUGUUAAUGUUGUCUAUGUGCAUAAGAUAUUUUAUACUUUUAUGAAGAGUAGGAACUUUUGUUUAAGUUUUUGUUACUAAACUGAAAUAAGCAGGUUACAGAUUUUUACGAUAUAUUUUUAGUAAUGUUCUGAUUUAUUAAAAAUACUUUUUUAGAUUAUUCAUAUAAUAGAUUAUAACUAAUGCAAUGUAUGUGUAAACGUAUAUUUGGCAAUUUGUUGAGCAUCUGAGCCAUUUUAUAGGUGUUUGCCAAAUUCAUAUUAUAAUGUUGAACCACAGUAAUCUUUUUUUUUUUUUUUUUUUUUUUUUUUUUUAUAAAGGGCAGCUCAGAAUUAGUUAACCAGACCAGUUGACUAACUUUGGUUUAUUCAGCAGAUAAAAUAUGCAUUUUAACAUCAGAUUCUGUGUUUGUAUGUGAAUAGAAUAAAUUACACCGCUUUCAUUGUUUUUUUUAUAAAUAUUUAAAAUCUAGAGAAUGGAGGUUCUUCUUGACCCAUGUACAAUAUUGUGAAUAUAUUUUAAUAUUAAAUAUUUAAUUUUCACUGUACAAUGUUUUCCAUAAGAAAGGUUUAUUUUUGUCACAUUAAUUGAAUUAUUUCAUGAAGAACAGAAACACUUUUUAGUAGUCCUGCAUCUUGGGGCAUGUUUGCAUACUUGUGUGUAAAGUUUAACCAGCUAUUGACAACUGCACGUAUGAUUUAUUUUUGCACUUUGCACAGUUUACACUGAAUGAAAGUAUGACUUUACAUGCAAGUGUAUUUGUUAAACAUCAAUACGUUCUUUACCAAAUAUUAUUUUGAGGCAGUGCUUAGUUUGCACUUUAAGUCUGUUUUUAAUUUAUUUAAUUUUGCAUAAGAGUUUUACUCAUUAAACUGGAACAAUAAUGAGGAAA